Messenger RNA from Pseudogymnoascus verrucosus, 2420 nucleotides. RefSeq lists its product as uncharacterized. The record is from RefSeq and is a predicted model, not a curated record. Bases 686 to 1831 code for a protein of 381 amino acids. The transcript is spliced from 4 exons. Lineage: Eukaryota; Fungi; Ascomycota; Leotiomycetes; Thelebolales; Thelebolaceae.
ACCUCAUCUGCAAUUGCCGAUCGCUUGAACCUAGGCCUCACUGAUACGUCAGACAAUAACACCCAUACACACGGAACGGAGUAGCUAACCCCCCCACCAAAAAAAAUUUGCAGUCGGGAGAUGCUCUGUGUAUUCACAUGAGCUAGAAACGCCAUUGUCUUGACAGAAGGCAUGUAUUGGGCUAAAAGGCACUCUGCCCCGCCUUUUGGCCCAAUACAAAAUUCGACAACCAUGGGUACAUGUCAGAGCGGGAGAGGUGAUACUCCCUGCUGUUAAGUCGGCCACAUCCAAUGUUAAUAGAACAACCCACCCAGAUGGGUCGUCAAUCUUUGGCCUAUUAUGUCGCAUCCUACAGCGCUAGUGAUUGUGUGCCACUCUCAAAUAAAACGUCUCCUCUGAUCGGCACCUUCAUUUCCUCUGAUCGACACCUUCAUCUCCUCUGAUUGACACCUCCAUCUCGUGCACAUACCUGAUGCGUAAGGAACUACGGUGGGGAACUUGAUGGUGGCAUAGAGGACGUGGCACAAAUGAUACACAGCGACAACCGUGGAGGGCAUGAUAAGAAAGCUAUGUAUGUCCAGAUCCAAGUUCUUCACCUUCAUCUUCAUCGAAAUCGCAACUUGCACUCCUCACCAACGCCCGUCGGAGAGGUCUGAUUGAGCCUCGCGAACUAUCUCGAUUCACCAUGCCAGUAGCCCCAGCUGGUCGAGGACCUGAACUCCUUGCAACGGUUGGCUUGUUCGUCGCAUUAGGCACCAUCGCAAUUGUUUUACGAUGCUAUACUAGAAUAUUCAUUGUCAAAAGCUUUGGACUCGACGACUACUCUGCCGUCAUCGCUUGGAUUCUCUUCAUAUUCUACAGUACAUUUGCCAUCUCUGGCGUGCAUAACGGGACUGGCCAGCAUGUUGCUGAUAUCCCACAGGCGGUGCUCCCAGUGGGUUUGAAGUGGUGGUGGGCAUGUGAACCCGUCUACAUCUUGACCUCCAUGGCGCUCAAAUUCAGCAUUGGCGUUUUCUUGCUCCGAAUCGCCGUCGCCAGGACCCACAAAAUCAUCAUCUGGACCGUCAUCAUCGUCACUGAAGCCUACUCCACGUUUUUCUUCUUUCUUUUCGUCCUGCAGUGUCGUCCCUCAGCAUACUUCUGGACCCAGUACACCGGUGGAGAGGGCACCUGUAUUGACCCGAAGAUCACAGUCUAUACCUUCUACGCCUACUCAGCAAUCUCCUGUGUGGGGGACUGGACAUUCGGCAUCCUCCCUGCCUUCAUGGUCUGGAAUCUGCAAAUGAAUUUCCGCACCAAACUGUCCGUCGCCGCCAUUCUUGCCGUCGGUUGCAUUGCCUCAACCGCCACGAUCGUCCGCAUCCCAUUCAUUAGUGGCAUGGCCCAUAUCAACGACUUCCUCUACUCCACCAUGGACGUUGCGAUCUGGUCCACGGUUGAGGUCGGCAUCGGCAUCGUCGCCUCCGCUGCAGCGACCCUGCGCCCGCUCUUCCGCGUCUUCUUCGGCGGCAGCAUGGGCACAGGCGGUGGCAGCUCCGCCCCAGAGCUCUCGAACCAUUGGCCGAAAUCUGGCUACAUGCGCAGCAGAAGCACCACCGAGGCGUUUGCGCUUCGCAGCGAUAUUGGCAAGACCGGCGGCGUCACGACGGUCAUCGAGUGGGAUGUGCAUACGAAGAGGGGCCAAACCAAAAAGGGGUCGCAUGAUCGGAAUGUGGACCCUGGAGGGUGGAACAACAGUGAUGCCCAAUUAAGGGGGAACAGUAGUGAUGACGAGCCGACUUGGAGAGGGGGGAUUAUGAAGACGACUGGCAUGACGCAGACGACGCAUUAAGCUGAGAACGAAGACGAGUGUGUGCGAUGAUACCAUUUCUAUGCCAACUACUUCACUAAAUUUCAGAAUGACCUAAUAGGGAAAUUUAUAUUUAUAUGCAUAAUGAAAUUUCUUAGCUCAUUGAUGCCGAUAUCCUUCCUAGAACGCGCGGGGUGUGUUGGUGCGCAGACGCUAGCGAUGGGCUGAUACCUCCCACCCGCUCUGCAACCCAACUUCCCAGUCAUGCCGCUGGGGGGUCGUGGUCUGUUCCCAUGCACGUUUUAAGUAAGUCGAGGGGUGCAUGAUUCACGUUUACGAUUUCCAGAGAGCUUUGUGCGAAGAUUGCGAGCUCAUUAGCGCCUGGCUGUAUUAAUGGAGAAGGUUGGACGCUACCACCGUUUUUAGUAGUUCAACGCAAAUGGGUGAUUAAACCGAUGGGGAAAGGUUGGGAUUUUUGGUUUUGGCCCCUAUGCUAGUGGGGUUAAGGGCCAAGAACGCAACCACUGCACGACCCUAGACUCGGUACUUAUGUGCUCUUCCCCUCUUCCAGAUUCUUUGAAAUUCCAGCUCCGGAUAUCUCCGUAAAGUGAUUUUAGCACGUGAAACUGAC